Rubroshorea leprosula is the source of this 655-nucleotide messenger RNA. The record is from the annotation of a GenBank genome assembly. Lineage: Eukaryota; Viridiplantae; Streptophyta; Magnoliopsida; Malvales; Dipterocarpaceae.
AUCUCUCUGCAAAUGUCUUCUCAUCUCAGUUCCAUCUCUAGAACCCUAACUUUUCUCUAUUAUAAUUCCUUCUGAAUCAUCUCUCCCUUUCGCCACCAUCAGCUACAUCGUCGCCGUCGCAACUUUGUCACUCGUGCAGAGUUCGAAAAUGGGGUGGAGCCAUUGCGGCACUACGACUUUGAUCUAUUCACCGUCAAGGCUGGUAGUGUUGAUGUCACAUACCCAUUUCCCUUCUUCCCCAUCUCUGUCACGGACGCAGUUUUCUCUUCCUCUGUUCUCUCGUUGCCCACAUCUUCCCUCUUCCCUCUUCCUUCCUUUUACUUUUCCUUCCUUAGAUUAGGUUUGAUUCUAUAACCUAGAUCAAGUUCUCACCUAGAUUUGGGUUUUGCAACCCAGAUUGGGUUUAGACAAAAUAAAGCCCUUUGGUCUCGAAGAAAUGCUUUCACUAUUUUGCUCAACCUUCACUUGGCAUCUAAGUUCUGCAUCCUGAAAAUCCCAUGUUUUACAUAGUUAAGAGUUGAAUCUUUCAGAAUUUUGUUAUUUGGAUAGAUUUUGUAUAAGAAAAUUUGUUAAUUUGAAACUUGAAAUUUUGAGGCUUUUGCUUGUCUAAAUCUGGGUUCUUCAGCAAAAACUAGGUCUAGCAAAUUUUUUUUUU